Messenger RNA from Microcebus murinus (gray mouse lemur), 7877 nucleotides. RefSeq names its product limb development membrane protein 1 (gene LMBR1). Lineage: Eukaryota; Metazoa; Chordata; Mammalia; Primates; Cheirogaleidae. Gene Ontology annotation, biological process: signal transduction. Gene Ontology annotation, cellular component: plasma membrane. Gene Ontology annotation, molecular function: transmembrane signaling receptor activity. The record is from RefSeq and is a predicted model, not a curated record.
CGCGGCGCCCGCCCUCCCUCAGCCGGGGCUGCUUCGUCUGAGGAGGCUGAGGCAGCGGCUGAGGCGGCGGCUAGCUUCGGCGUCUUGCUCCCUACUGCGGUCGCAGCUCUCCGGCCAGCUCCGGCCUCGGUCCCCGGCGCGGCCGUCCGAGCCCCUGCGGCCGGCGGGCGAUGGUGCGGCGGAGCGCGCGGACGAGGGCGGCGCGGCGGCGGGCAUGAAGGAGGAUGGAAGGGCAGGACGAAGUGUCGGCGCGGGAGCAGCACUUCCACAGCCAAGUGCGGGAGUCCACGAUAUGUUUCCUUCUUUUUGCUGUUCUCUACAUUGUUUCCUACUUCAUCAUCCUCAGAUACAAGAGAAAAUCAGAUGAACAAGAAGAUGAAGAUGCCAUAGUCAACAGGAUUUCGUUGUUUUUGAGCACGUUCACUUUAGCAGUUUCAGCUGGGGCUGUUUUGCUUUUACCUUUCUCAAUAAUCAGCAAUGAAAUCCUGCUUUCUUUUCCUCAGAACUACUAUAUUCAGUGGCUAAAUGGCUCCCUGAUUCAUGGUCUGUGGAAUCUUGCUUCUCUUUUUUCCAAUCUUUGUUUAUUUGUGUUGAUGCCCUUUGCCUUUUUCUUUCUGGAAUCAGAAGGUUUUGCUGGCUUGAAAAAGGGAAUCCGAGCCCGCAUUUUAGAAACUCUGGUCAUGCUGGUUCUUCUUGCAUUAUUGAUUCUCGGGAUAGUGUGGGUAGCCUCAGCACUCAUUGACAAUGAUGCUGCAAGUAUGGAAUCUUUAUAUGAUCUCUGGGAGUUCUAUCUACCCUAUUUAUAUUCCUGUAUAUCAUUGAUGGGAUGUUUGUUACUUCUCUUGUGCACACCAGUUGGCCUUUCCCGUAUGUUCACAGUGAUGGGUCAGCUGCUGGUGAAGCCAACAAUUCUUGAAGACCUGGAUGAACAGAUUUAUAUUAUUACCUUAGAGGAAGAAUCACUCCAGAGACGUUUAAAUGAUCGGGGGCUAAGAUCCAGGAAAGGGCUGUCUUCAUCAGUGGAAUACAACAUAAUGGAGUUGGAACAAGAGCUUGAAAAUGUAAAGACUCUUAAAACAAAAUUAGAGAGGCGAAAAAAGGCUUCAGCAUGGGAAAGAAAUUUGGUAUAUCCUGCUGUUAUGGUUCUCCUUCUUAUUGAGACAUCCAUCUCGGUCCUCUUGGUGGCUUGUAAUAUUCUUUGCCUGCUGGUUGAUGAAACAGCAAUGCCAAAGGGAACAAGGGGGCCUGGAAUAGGAAAUGCCUCUCUUUCUACUUUUGGUUUUGUGGGAGCUGCACUUGAAAUCAUUUUGAUUUUCUAUCUGAUGGUGUCCUCUGUUGUCGGUUUCUAUAGUCUUCGAUUUUUUGGAAACUUUACUCCCAAGAAGGAUGACACAACUAUGACUAAGAUCAUUGGGAAUUGUGUGUCAAUCUUGGUCUUGAGCUCCGCUCUGCCUGUGAUGUCAAGAACACUGGUGCCUCUCACAACGAAAUCCUGACCUUGGUGCCGUCUCAUUUGCUCCUGUGAGAUCACCCACAGCAUCCCAUCACCUACAGUGAAAUGAGAAAUGCAAUAACAAGAAAGUCAUAAUUUACCUGCUUAUGUGCAGUUUGUCUCUUAUUUCAACAGCUUUUUAGUAAAGGGUAUAAUUUUAAUUCUAAAUUGAAAAUACAUUGAAUCUAGUAUAAAAUAACUAAUUUGGUGAUAUUUUGCUUCAAAAAUGAAAGUGUUCUCUGGGUUUUUUUCUUUAUUAAAAUUUGCCAACUCCUAUUGUUGAUGUAUCCCAGGCUUUAGGUUUAAGUGCAUUGUAUGAUAUGACAUUUAUUAAAGAAUUCCUUUUAAAUAGCUUGUUACAUUGGAAUAUGGAAAAUAUCAUACUAAGUGGGAAAUCACUACUAUGUAAAUUUUAUAAGCAUAUCACUUGCUACAGAGAAUUAAGUUGUGAGGGAAAUUCUGACCAUAUAUUUUUAGUCAAAUGUAAGUAAUAGUGACGAUAGUUUUAUUGUCCAUAGGAAACACUAAGAAUCUGUACUUAAAUUUUUUUACUAAAACUCUUUAAAGCUCUUUAAAAAUAGUGCCAUGUCAGGGGAUAUAAUUUUCAGCACAUUGUUUUUGCUGCCUGUUUAGACUUCAGUUUUAAAGAAUCCAAAAUUUUUUAGGAGUUUGUUGUCCAUAUUUACUACAUAGUAAACAAUUUACUAUGUAGUUUAAUAGACUCUCAAAGUGAUUAGAGGAAGUAUUUGUAAACAAAAUGAAAAUAGAACAGGAUCAAAUUAUCUAUAGAUGCCCAAACUUUUUUGUCAUAAAAUGUUUCAAUGAAUUUUGUAAAAGUAGAUUUUGUAUGAUUGCUGAUAUACUCUUUAUUAUGCUUAGUCAAGAAACAACUGAGAGGCUGACAUUUUUUGUGUUAUUCUUAAUUUGAAAAUUGCCUUUAACCAAAAUGCAAAAUUUUUCUCACAUGCAAACAACAAUCUUGGAAAUACUUUACUAAUUUCUAUUUUAAAAUUAUUUUUGAAGUCAUUUUUUCAUCCUGGAAGUUCUUUCUGUAACUUGUAAGUAAUGUAAGACCUAAAUGCAGAUUUUAAAAAUAAAUACAGGUAUUAAAACAAAAAUACUUGUCCUUUGAAAUCAAUUUGAAUUUAUUUUCAGUAUUUUCAUGUAUUUCUCAUCUGGGUCCCCUACAGUCUGUCAUCUUACAGGAGAGAAAGUAGAUUAUUCUCUUUUGUUCCUUGAUGAAGGGACCUUGUUUAAAAACUGGUCUUUUUUGGAGAGGUCUUUAUUUGGGAUUUCACAAAUAAACAAUUAACCUUUAUGCUGGUCUUUCCCUCUCUACUUUUCAUUGUGAAAUGGAAAUAAAUGAUGCAUUCACAGAUGCUUAGCAAUGACAAAUGUGAAACAAGUAUAAAUUAUAAUAUAUGCCCCUAAUUGUGACAUCGAUAAAAUUUUAAACCUCAUAUUGAAAAUUUCUCACCAAAAAAUUGUAUAUGACUUAUGUUCAGAUAUAUUACAGAAAAUAAUAAAUGAAUGGUACUAAUUAACUUUUGAUUAAUUACUAAUGUUCUUAUAUCUGAACAAUAAAUUUAUGUAUCUACUUAGGAUUUUAAGUGUUCUAUGUCAAACUGUCCAAACAGUUAAGAGAGCAACUAAUAAUAACACUCUAAAAACUCAUAUUCCUAGUGUGUACUUGCUGUGUUUUCCUGAUGCUGCACUUGUUUCAGGGCAUGUGAUUCUAUCUCAGAAAAUGUCGUGUUGCUUACACAUAUCUAAACUCAGCCAUCUGUUGAUAUAUAAAUACUUUAAAUUUAUUUUGUUAUAAUUUUCGUGUGAAAAUAAUUCCAGUUAGGAUCAUUUAGUUGGAAGGAACCUUAAGAAGUAAUUUUUAAAAUGUUAUAGUUAAAAUGGUACAAUUAAAACUAGAGAGUGAUAGUAAAAGUCUAGUUUAUACUAAGAAGAAUAAAGACCCCUAAUCUAGCUGAGGAUUUUUAAUAUAAUAGUAUAUAUGCACAAUCAACUCUGAGAUAGAUGAACAGAUUAUCUCAUUUGUAGGAUUGUUUUCAAAUUAAUUAUAAAGAAUAUUAAAAUUACAGAUCAGGCUAAAGUUGCUUGUGACCACCAUUUUUAAUCCCAGUCCCUUCUUCCAAGUUUCCAGAAACCUCUUUGGUUUAUAGCUUUUGAAAUCUUUUUCUGUGUACAUGUAUGUGUGUGUUUGUGUAUGUGUAUACUCUAGUAAAUUUUUAAACUCUCACCUGAGUGUUACUUUUUAAAAAAAUUCUUUUGUUAGCAUUUUUGUUCCUUCUGAUGACACUUAACUUGGUGUGCUGCCCAGUGAGAGUUAAAAGAAGAAAAGGUUUUGAAAUCAUUUCCUCUAUCAGAACUUAGUCAUCCAAAAUGAAUUUCAUACCAAAACUCUUAAUUAUCUAUUUCUGUACAGGUAAUCAAUGACCUUCCUAGCUGCCUAAUUCUAUGGACUCUGUUUUUAUCUUAAUUGCUCUGUGGCAUUUACUCUUUGUAAUCCUCCCACCAAAAAAAAAUCUCUUAUUUUUUCAUUUCUGGUCACUGCUUCCUCUAUUUUUGUCCUCCUUCUCUGGCCAUUCCUUAGCGGUCUCUUUUACUGCUUCUCAACUACCACCCAUUCACUUGCCCCCAAAUCCAAACCUCUAGCCCACCUCUCAUCCUAAACUAAAAACAGAGAAAUCUAGCUCUGUGCUAUGUAUGGGUGUCCUACUGCCAUCUCACACAGGUCGUUUCUAAAACAGAGCCCCUUCAUAUUCUCUCUCUCUCUCUCUCUUUCGUUUCUCUUUCAGUCUUUGGGACACUUUCUACCCAAUAGGCCAAACCAGAAACUUGAGAGUUAAGGUAGAUGCCUUUGCCUUCUAGCACCAAUACCUAACACAGUACUCAAUAUCGUCUUGUUAAUAUAUCUUACAUCUACCUCUUCCUUCCUAUUGUCCUUUUAAAAAAAUGAAAAGAGUCAGACUUGUAUAAUAUCCAAAGCAGAGAACCAAUAUCAUCUUGUUAAUAUAUCUUGCAUCUACCUCUUCCUUCCUAUUGUCCUUUUAAAAAAAUGAAAAGAGUCAGACUUGUAUAAUAUCCAAAGCAGAGAAGUGAGUAUAUGAUUUUAUUUUAAUAUUCUAUUGUGAGAAGAGUGUUCAUGAAGUAGAUUCUAAGCAGGUAUUUUGCUGUAACUUUUUACUGUGUUAUCUGAAUACAGUUUAUACUGUGGUAAGGUUUGUAGUAUAGUUUAUCACAGUCUACCUUGAAAGGAAUAUUAUACCACUUAGUAUGAAAAAGCAGUAUACAGCAGUAUACUUCCAUUUCUUCCCUACCAGCUUUUGUGUUUUUUUAUUUUUUAUUUUUAUUUUACAUUUUGAGGCAGGUUCUCACUCUGUUGCGUAGGCUAGAGCGCAAUGGUGUCUGUCAUCUUAGGUCACUGCAACCUCAGACUCCUGGGUUCAAGUGAUCCUCCUGCCUCAGCCUGUGAUCUAUUAUGCAAAAUGUUCUAUGCACACUUGAGAAGAAUGUUUAUUCAGCUGCUGUUGUGUGGAAAGUUCUGUAUGUAUUUGUUAGGUCCAUUUGUUCUACCAUGGUAAAGUCAGUAGUUUCCUUAUUGAUUUUCUGUCUGCAUAUUCUAUCCAUUUCUCAAAGUGGGUAUUGAUAUCUCUUAAUGUUAUUAUAUUGCUGUUGAUUUCUCCCUUAAGAUCUGUUCAUAUUUGUCUUACAUAUUUAAGUACUUUGAUGUUGGGUGUAUAAAUAUAUUUAUAAUUGCUAUAUCUUCCUGUUGAUUUGAACUUUUUAAUCAUUAUAUAAUGAUCCUCUUUGUCUCUUGUGACAUUUUUUACUGUCUAUUUUGUCUGAUAUAAUUAUUGCUAGCCCUGUUCUCUGUUGGUUACCAUUUGCAUAAAAUAUGUUUUUUCAUCCUUUUACUUUCAACCUAUGUAUGUUUUUAUAUAUAAAAUGAGUCUCUUAGACCGCACAUUGCAGGAUCUUUUUAAAAAUCUAUUUAGCUCCUCUAUGCCUUUUGAUUAGGAGUUUAAUUCAUUUACAUUUAAAGUAAUUAUUAAUAGGUAAGGACAUACUAUUUCCGUUUUGUUGUUUUCUCUAUGUUUUGAAGUUCUUUUGUUCCUCUCUUUAUCUCUUGCUGUCUUCUUUUAUUAUAUGAUUAUUUCUUGUAGUGGUAUGGUUUGAUUCUUUUCUCCUUAUCUUUUUUAUAUCUACGAUAUGUUUUCCAUUUGUGGUUACAAUGACACUUGUAUCUUAUAACUAUAUUUUAAUUUGAUAACAACUUAUAUUCAAUUACAUAGAAAAACUCUACACUUUUACUCCUUCCUCACAACUUUAUGUUCUUAAAGUCAGAGUUUACUUCUUUUUUUACUGUGAUUCAGUUAGCAAAUUUUUGUGGUUACAGUUAGUCUUAGUACUUUUGUUCUUUUAUUUUUAUGUUAUGGUAACAGGUAAAUUUGAGCAUUACCAUUAUAGUAUCAUCUUAUUCUAUUUUUGACUGUGUAUUUAUGUUUCCAGUGAGAUUUAUAUUUUCAUAUGUUUUCAUGUUUCUGGCUGGCCUCUUUUUGAUUCCAUAUGAAGAACUUUCUCAAAGAUUCUUAUAAGACUGGUCUAAUGAUGACAGACUCACUUGGUUUUUGUUUGGGAAAUAAUUUAUCUCCUUUUCAUUUUUAAGGAUAGCUUUGCAUAGUAUAGUAUCUUCAUUAUCAGGUUUUUUUUUCUUUUAGUACGUUGAAUACAUCAUCCCACUUUAUCCUAGUCUUCAAAGUUUUUGCUGAGAAAUCCACUGAUAGUCCUAGAGGUAUUCAUUUGUAUGAGAUGAGUCACUCUUUUCUUGCUGUUUUCAAAGUCCUCUCUUUAUCUUUGACUUUUAACAGUUUAUUUGUAAUCUGUCUCAGUGUAGACCUCUUUUAUUUUCAACUAUUUGGGAAUCUAUGGGCUGCUUGAGUCUGUAUGUUCCUCCUCAGAUUUGGGACAUUUUCAUUUAUUUAUUUAAAUAAGCUUUCUGCCCCUAUCUCUUUCUCUACUCCUUUUGGGACACUUAUAAUGCAUAUAUUGGUUGGCUUGAUGGUGUCCUAUACAAAUUAUAUAGGCUUUUUUUACUCUUCUUCAUUGUUUUUUUCUUUUUUUUCUCCAACUGCAUAAUUUCAGAUGAUCAUCUUCAAGUUCAAGGAAUCUUUCUUCUGCUUGAUCAAAUUUGCUGUGGAAGCCCUCUGUUGAAUUUUUUAGUUCAGUCAUUAUAUCCUCCAGCUCCAGAAUUUCUUUUGAUUCUUUUACAUUUUAUUUUAUCUUUGUUGCACUUCUCAUUUUGUUCUUAUGUUGUUUGCCAGAUUUUGUUAAAUUAUUUAUGUGUGAUUUCUUGUAGUUUGAUGAACUUCUUUAAAGCAAUUAUUUUGAAUUCUUUGUCAGGCAGCAUGCGGAUCUCUAUUUCUUUUUAAAAUUUGCUUUCUUGAUACUCUUUACCUUUGUAUAGAAAUAUAGGUUUUGAAAUAUUUAUAUGCUUAUAGAAUAAGUGUUGCUAAAUUAAAGCUUUAAGGAUUGCUACUUUUUCUUAAAUGUUGGUACUUCAAAUUUUAAAAAUACAACACAUAAUUACUAUCAUGACAAAAACAUGUCAGGUAGAAUUUUAGAGAAGUGAUUGUUUAAAAUUUUUUUGCUGUCCAGUCUUUAUAGAAUAUUUUCAUAAUUGAAGAACUGUAUGUUGGCAAGAGUAAUCCUUUAGUCAGUCAGUAUCAGUUAGAUUUUUACAAAUACUAAAUUGAAUUUGAAACAACAGUGUCUUUAGUACUAGUCCCUAUGAGCUAGUGUGUCCAGUUCUUCAGUGCACUCUGGCAACAGGAUCCUGGAUUGCUGUUUAUGAAGUCAACCUGAAAUGUCCGGGAACCAAAACAUGUAAUGAUAGAGGCUGUUCUUUGUCUGAUGUCUGGGUGCCCAUAUUUGGUCUUGACCCUGACUCUCAAGAUACCGAGUUGAAUCCAUUAAGAAGGUAUAGUGAAAGCACUUUUCCCAUUGUUCAUUACAUACCUUCCAUUCCUAUUGUGAUACUGCAUUUGGCCUCCUGCUUUCACUCUCAUUGUGUAGUGGUGCUGUCACAACAUAGGAUGUAGGUCAUGUUCAGGGGUGGUUGAAUCACUACAUGCCAAAUACCAGUGGUUUUCAAAGUGGAAUUUGUACACCCCCCUGGAUUCACAAAAUCGUCAGACUGUGUGAAGAAAAUAUUAGAACUUGUACUUAUAUUUAUUGUUAGAAUCUUUAACAUCUUUCUUUUGUCUGUGUAUAAUGUAUGUAUCAGUAAAUAGUACAUACCGUGUUUCUCCAAAAAUAAGACCUACCCAUGAAAUAAGCCCUAGCAGGAUUUCUAAGCAUUUGCGCAAUAGAA